This is a messenger RNA of Cajanus cajan (pigeon pea), 2983 nucleotides long. Its product is annotated as cation/H(+) antiporter 15. NCBI's taxonomy places the organism in Eukaryota, Viridiplantae, Streptophyta, Magnoliopsida, Fabales, Fabaceae. Gene Ontology annotation, molecular function: antiporter activity. Gene Ontology annotation, cellular component: membrane; endomembrane system. The record is from RefSeq and is a predicted model, not a curated record. Gene Ontology annotation, biological process: regulation of pH; proton transmembrane transport.
CUUACAUCGUCUCUCACAUUGGUGCUCCCUCAGGGAGGCACCAAUUCUAACUUGUUCUUCCCUUGUUUGUGUUCAUCUUCUCAGAAAAACACAACCAAGGGAAGGGGUUCUGCUCCUUUCUUUUCUGCCUAACAUAUUCGGAAGAGGAGGGAAACAAAUUAACACGCCUUGACCAUCACCAUUACCAAGUGGUGCUUAUUGGUUGUGUUGUUGAUCAUUUUAGAGAUUCCAAAAAAUGAGCAACACAACGACGAUGGCACCGUUUGAUCUCUCAAAUAGAUCCAUCAUUUGCUACACGCCAACCAUGACAACAACCAAUGGCCUAUGGCAGGGAGAUAACCCUUUUGAUUACUCCCUUCCUCUCUUUAUCUUUCAAUUAACGUUGGUGGUAUUUGCCACACGUUUCUUUGUUUUCAUCCUCAAGCCGUUUCGCCAACCGCGUGUCAUUGCUGAAAUCAUGGGUGGAUUGUUAUUGGGUCCAUCAGUGUUUGGUAGAAAUGAAAGAUUUGCCAAUGCUAUAUUCCCUUUGAAAAGUGUGAUGGUGAUGGAGACAAUGGCAAACAUGGGUCUCAUAUACUUCCUCUUUCUGGUUGGGUUAGAAAUGGACAUUUCGAUUAUCAAACGCGCAGGAAAAAAGACACUGUCCAUAGCCAUUGCUGGAAUGAUAUUGCCCUUUUUGGUUGGUAUUGGUCUCUCAUCUUUAAUAUUAGUGGACGACAAAAGCAUGAGCCACCCCGGCUAUGUCCUCUAUCUUGCAACUGUUCUAUCUGCCACUGCAUUCCCGGUGCUUGCUAGAAUGCUUGUUGUGCUAAAACUCAUCAACACAGACUUGGGGAAGCUUGCUCUCUCAACUUCUCUCGUCAAUGAUGUGUGUACAUGGAUGUUGCUUGCUCUAGCUAUAGCUUUAUCAGAGCAAAACACUAGCAAUUGGGCCUCUAUUUGGGUUGUGUUAUCAAACCUUGCUUUUGUUUCUUUCUGCCUUAUUGUUGUUAGGCCAGCGGUCACAUGGUUGAUCAAGAGAACCCCAGAAGGAAAACCUUUCACUGAGUUCCAAAUAUGCAUAGUGCUCACUGGUGUUAUGAUCUCAGCCUUUAUUACAGAUGUUCUUGGAACGCAUUCUGUUUUUGGAGCUUUUGUGUAUGGCCUAGUGAUUCCAAAUGGCCCACUUGGAGCUGCUAUAAUAGAAAAGCUAGAAGACUUUGUUUCCGGGCUUUUGCUUCCUCUCUUUUAUGCCCUCAUUGGGCUUAAGACUGAUAUCAGCUUGAUCAGUGGAGCUAGUUCAUGGGCAUUUCUAUUCGUGGUGAUUCCCCUCUCUUGUGUAGGCAAGAUUGUUGGGACUAUGCUUAUGACACUUGUGUUCCAGAUACCAAACCGUGAUGGGGUUGUUCUUGGUUUGCUUAUGAACACUAAAGGCCUUGUUGAAAUGAUUGUGCUCAAUGUUGGGAGGGAACAAAAGGUCUUGGGUAAUCAAAUUUUCUCACUCAUGAUUAUUGCAACACUCGUAAUGACAGCAAUCAUUUCUCCCAUUGUAUCAUUAAUUUAUAAGCCAAGAAAAAGGCUUGCACCUUAUAAAAGGAGAACAAUGCAGAAUACAAGACUUGAUUCAGAGUUAAGGGUCCUGGUGUGCAUUCACACCCCUAGAAACGUCCCCACAAUGGUCAAUCUCCUUGAAGCAACUCACCCCCACAAAAGGUCUCCCAUAUGUGCUUAUGUGCUCCACUUGGUUGAACUCACUGGUAGAGCUUCUGCCAUGCUCAUUGUCCAUGCCAAUAGACAAUCAGGAGGUCCAGCCUUGAACAAAACACAAGCGCAAACCGACCACAUCAUCACUGCCUUUCAGAACUUUGAGGAACACGUUGGUCAUGUCCAAGUCCAACCCUUGACAGCUAUCUCCUCAUACUCCACCAUGCAUGAAGACAUAUGCAACUUGGCCGAGGAGAAAAGGGUAUCCAUGGUCAUCAUUCCUUUCCACAAGCAACAAACAGUUGAUGGAGAAAUGGAAGACACUAUUCCACAAUUCAGAAUGGUGAACCACAACUUAUUACAAAGCUCACCUUGCUCCCUUGGCAUACUUGUGGAUAGAGGCCUCAACGGAUCCAACCGCUUGAUAGGAAACCAGGCAUCUCAUGAAGUGGUUGUGUUAUACUUUGGAGGACCAGAUGAUAGAGAGGCAUUAGCCUAUGGAUGGAGAAUGUCAAGGCAUCCAAGAGUUAAGCUCAUCGUCAUGCAUUUCAUUCAAAGGAAGGAAACAACAACUCAAACUCCUCAAGAAGAUUUGUUAUUUACUAACUUGGAUCAAAGUUUCACGAAUGGGAGGGAGGAGAAACUGGAUGAGGAGUACAUAAAUGAGUUCAAGUGGGUGAUUGCAAAUGAUGACUCAGUUGUUUACGUAGACAAGUAUGUGAGUAAUGGAGAGGAAACAGUUGCAGCAAUAAGAUCAAUGACCCAUGCAAAUGACUUGUUCAUAGUAGGGAGGGGUCAAGGGAUAAUGUCACCACUAACAGAUGGUUUAACAGAUUGGAGUGAGUGUCCGGAGUUGGGAGCCAUAGGGGACUUGCUAGCUUCUUCAGACUUUGAAACAACAGCUUCAGUGUUGGUGAUGCAUCAACAUGUGGGGCAAGAUCAAGAUGGGGAGGAAAUUUUUGUGAUUGAGAGACCGUGGCAAACCAGUGAAAGCUACCAGCACAUGAAACAACAGCAACACAUGCAAAGAUACACAAUGCCAGUGGGAAUGGGACACUCUCUUUUAUAAUUAAUAAAUAUGUAUGUUUCCUUGUUCGAGUUCGAGUUCGAGGUUAGGUUUCAUUAGAGGCUACGUACCCACCUUUGAUGUGCGAUGUACCCACCUUUGAAUGCCACAAAUUGUAGAUUUUAGACAUUAAGCAAUUGGCAGUGGGGUGGGGCUUGUCUCUUCUUGCAAGACAACAAGAGGAGAAGAAGGCUGACUUCUAGUGUAUAAUAAAAAAUUAUAGCUUACUCUUCA